CGAUAGGUUUCAUCAAUUUAUUCUAGAAAGGUUAAACAGUUAUUCUUUUCCAGAACGUAGUACACAAUAACAGUUAAUCCAGAUGAGUAACUAAAUAUCUAUUGUUAUGUGAUGCAUAUGCUCAUAAGCAAAAGGCAGAUUUCAGAAUGUCUGAUAGACAAGGAGCCAAACCCAAGCGAAGGAGAAGUAGUUCAUUGUCUAGAAAGAGCAGGACUGUGCAGAAGAGUAAAAGACGUCGUUCAUCUUCAGGUGAAGAAGGACCUGUGAAGAAAAAGCCCGCAAAAGGGAAAGGAAGUAAAAGGCUUGUAGGUGGUCAUAUGUCUAUAGCAGGUGGUAUUUGGAAAGCAGUUCAUGAUUCUGUGACAGUGGGAGGCACUGCAUUUGCCAUGUUCCUUGGCUCUCAGCGAACAUGGAAAAGCAAACCCAUUGAUGAAAGGGCAGCAGAAAGGUUCCGCCAAGCCUGUGUUGAAUAUGGAUUUCAUCCCAGUGUGAUCCUGCCACAUGGCUCCUAUCUAAUGAAUUGUGGUUCUCCUAGGAGGGAUAUUUUUGAAAAAAGCAGAUCAAUGCUGAUUGAUGAGCUGCGACGCUGUGAACAACUUGGCCUGACUAUGUUUAACUUUCACCCUGGAUCAACUCUGAAUGAAAUCAGUGUGGAGGAGUGUCUUGAAAGAAUAGCAGACUCAAUUAACUAUGCCCACCAGCACACCAAUAAGGUCAUGACUGUAAUUGAAAAUAUGUGCUGUCAAGGAAACACAGUUGGGGGAAGAUUUUCAGAAAUAAAAGGAAUUAUUAAAUUGGUGAGAAACAAAAAGAGGAUUGGGGUCUGUUUAGAUACAUGCCAUGCAUUUGCAGCAGGGUAUGACCUAUCGGCAAGGGGUGGAGUGAAGAAAAUGCUAGAUGAGUUUGAUGCACAAGUUGGCAUGAAGUACCUCGUGGCCAUUCAUCUAAAUGACUCUAAAGGAAUGUUGGAGUGUCACAAAGACCGCCACGAGAACAUUGGUUAUGGACAUAUUGGCUUAGAUGGGUUCCGUCAGAUUAUGAAUGAGCCCCGUUUACGCAAAAUUCCAAUGAUUCUCGAGACACCCCACAGGCCCAACUUUGAUUAUGAAAAGGAGAUUCAACUACUGCGUUCUCUUUGUAACUGAAGCACACAGCUUGGACUGUUUCUUGGACAGAAGUUGAAACGUGAACUGGCUAGUUUCAGUUCUGCCCCUAAAACCGUGGUGGCAUCAGUUUUCUUUCACUACACCACACAAGGUACCAAAGAAGUAGUAUUUUUCAACUUUUUGCUCAGUAAGUAUUAUUUUGGUGCCACUCCUAAGUAGUGGUGGGGUACCUGGACAAUUUUAUUGUGAACACACCUGUAUGGUAAGAUAUUUUACUUUCUGCCUUUUUGGAAACACUGAUUCUCUAGAGGAAAGAAAACUACUAACUGAAUGAAAAUAAAGCAGAAAACAUAUUGCUAACAAGAGAAUCAUUCCUGUCUUUAGAAUAUUUAACGAAAAAAUUUGAACAUUGUAAUAUGGAAUUCAUGCAAGUUCAAAAAGGUAACAUGGCUGCACCUUGCAAAUAUUUGGCUUUGCUAAAGUCUGGUGGUUUUUUUUUUUUAUUAUUGU
Polypterus senegalus (gray bichir) is the source of this 1616-nucleotide messenger RNA. RefSeq names its product probable endonuclease 4. Gene Ontology annotation, molecular function: DNA-(apurinic or apyrimidinic site) endonuclease activity; phosphoric diester hydrolase activity; zinc ion binding. The record is from RefSeq and is a predicted model, not a curated record. The transcript has 9 exons. NCBI's taxonomy places the organism in Eukaryota, Metazoa, Chordata, Cladistia, Polypteriformes, Polypteridae. Gene Ontology annotation, cellular component: nucleus; mitochondrion. The coding region runs from base 147 to 1145 and encodes 332 amino acids. Gene Ontology annotation, biological process: base-excision repair.